AUGUCUGAUAUUAAUAUGGAGAAGUUCGCGGUACCAGAAUUUGUAUCGGAACGGUAUGUAAAAGAGUUGGCGAAGUCAUGUGUCGGAGGGGAGGAGCUAGCCCAGCAGAAGGAGAAAAUCAAAACUUUAGCUGAAGAAACCGCAAGUGCCCUGAAGAAAAAUGUGUAUGAAAAUUAUAUGCAGUUCAUUGAAACUGCAACUGAGAUAUCUCACUUAGAAACUGAAAUGUACAAACUCUCUCAUUUGUUAAGUGAUCAAAGAAUUGUUCUUUCCACAUUAUCACAAGCAUCGAUUUUAGGGAAUGAAAAUACAUUGUCUCGAGAGUCAUUAGAUAACCACAACUUAGAAGUUGAAAGAGCUGAAGAAGAACGUAAAAAUAAACUUAAUUCUAUAUCAGAAAAAGUAGAAGGCUGUAUGAAUUUACUAGACGUUCCAGAAAGACACUUAUUACAUGAAGGUGAUCUACUAGAAAUAGACGCCGAAGAGAAUACUGCUCUUCAGAGAAUGCAUGUUUAUUUAUUUAAUGAUUGUUUAAUGUUGACCUCCUGGAUAUCAAAUAGACGUGGGCCAAUGAGAUAUAAAUUUCAAAAUAGUUACCCUAUUAGUACUUUAGCUGUAGUUAAUGUGCGUGACUUAGGAACUGUAAAACAAGCAUUUAAAGUUUUAGCGUUUCCUGACACCAGAGUAUUUCAGUGCAACAGUUUAGCAAUUAAAAAGGACUGGCUUGACAAAUUUGAUAUAGCCAAGAAAUUACAUGUUGAAAAGGAAAAUUCAAAGCAAAAGAAAAAAGAUUCACAAGAUAAGCUUAAACAUGAAUCAGUAGAGUCUCCAAGUCUUUCAGUUGAAGAGAUACCUUCACCCCAAAUAACCCCUUUGCCUGAUUGGCUAGCUGAUGUCACAGAAGAGUUAGAUGUUCUUAUUGUAGAGAGACAUUUUCAAAAAACCUAUGACUUAAUGAUAUCUGCUCAAAAUACAUUGAACACAGAGGAUUUUAUAAAUCACCCCCAAAGAAAUGAAAUACUAAAAAAGAUAGAUCACAAACAGAAAUCUUUAACUGAAAUAUUAUUAAAGGAGCUUGAUGUCACCCACAACUGGAGUCCAAGGGGUGGUUUGAGGUCAUCUCGUUACCCUGUUCUAAUACUCAAUAAAUUUAAUAUGACUAGUCAGGCCUGUGAACUAUUUCUAGAUAUAUGUAGUCACACAGUGAAAGCUCAUAUCAAAGCGGUUCAGUUAGAGGGUUCUAUAUUCAGUUAUGUAAAACAAGUGGGUGAAGUGUUUUUCUGCUCACUGAGUGAUGCCUUAACAGAGUUUAUUUCAUUAUUUCCUAAAAAUAAAUUAAGUGCUUUCAUAGUGUGGGCUAGUAUGCAACUUAGAAUUCUGAUGAGUCAAAUUAUUAAGCAAGUAUUUACUCCACAAUGUGCUUUAGACUCAGUUUUAGAGUGUGUUCAGAGUUUACGUGACCAAUGUACUCUAUUCUGUGAAUUUGGUUUAGAUUUAAGAUUUCAAAUGAAUAGCUGUUUGAGAACACCUAUAAUAAAGGCAUUGAAUGAGUAUAAGGAAAAAAUUGUUGAUUCAAUGAAAAAUAAAGUAUCUGAAGAUAAGUGGACUCCUGUUAACAUGCAUACUAAAGCUGGAGUUAGUAAAUUUUUAAUACAAAUGGAAAAUUUGGGCCUUAUCUUAACUAAAUAUGUAAUAAAUGAGACAUGGGUGGACUUAUCAAGUAGUACCAUAUGGUUUGCACAGUCUAUUCUUACUGUGCAAAAUGUUGGCCUACAUAUAGUUACAAAGGAUAUGAUGGAUGUUGUUGAUGAAUGUAUCUAUGCAAUAUUUAAUUCUCGCCUUACAUUUACUAACAAUAAUGAGUCAAAUUAUGCACAUAAGAAUAUCAAGUUUAUAUUGGAAACUUUAAUGCCACUGAUGGUUAAAAGUUACAAAGAGAAAGCUGGUUAUGAUAAUGAAAAAUUAUUAGAUUUAGCAAAGAAGUUUGGUGUCAAUAUUGUGAAGAAAUCUAACAUCACAAAAUAUACAAGUAAUGAAUACUUA
This is a messenger RNA of Brenthis ino (lesser marbled fritillary), 2043 nucleotides long. NCBI's taxonomy places the organism in Eukaryota, Metazoa, Arthropoda, Insecta, Lepidoptera, Nymphalidae. The record is from the annotation of a GenBank genome assembly.